Messenger RNA from Pipistrellus kuhlii (Kuhl's pipistrelle), 3299 nucleotides. RefSeq names its product fibroblast growth factor 1 (gene FGF1). Gene Ontology annotation, biological process: positive regulation of gene expression; fibroblast growth factor receptor signaling pathway; cell differentiation. The coding region runs from base 683 to 1150 and encodes 155 amino acids. The record is from RefSeq and is a predicted model, not a curated record. Gene Ontology annotation, cellular component: cytoplasm. The transcript is spliced from 6 exons. Gene Ontology annotation, molecular function: fibroblast growth factor receptor binding; growth factor activity. Lineage: Eukaryota; Metazoa; Chordata; Mammalia; Chiroptera; Vespertilionidae.
GGCUUCCUGUGGGUGCACCGGGAUUGGCCGCACCAACAGGCACCCCAGGAGGGAGGCUUGGGGACCCCUCUGCCGCCUCCUCUUCAGGCUCCAAGACCGGGAAAACAACCUGUGCCAGGGAGGGUGUGGUGUGUGGUUGGCACCCAGCCCAUCUCUCGGGGCUCCCUUGAGCUCCAUUCGCAUCAGAGGAGCAGGGGGGAGAAGACGAGCAGGUCAACAGCCUGGGAUCCUCCUUUUGUUGAAGGACACUCCCUGCUGAUGGCGACUGGAAACUCCCCUCCUGCUGAAGCGGCCGGCCUGGCCUGGUCCUGGUAGGACAGGGUGGACGCUGUGUAGACUGUUGCAGCUGCCGUGGCCCCAGAGAGAAAGUGCCUCCCCGAGCCAAAGCACAGAGAACUGCAGAGAGAGAGAGGAGAGAGAGAGAGAGAGAGCGCGAUCGAGCGCCGGCUUGAGCCUGCCAGGGAAGCACUGCAGCGCAGUGACAGUGACAAACACAGCGGAGAACGCCAGGCGGAUUCCCAUCCCCUCGGAGGGAGAGAGGCUCAGCCCUCAGCCUGCAAGCCCUCAGCACCUUAAGCCCGAACCUGCAGGCCAGGACUGCUAACCAUUCUUCCAGAGAUGCCUGGCCAUCAUCUGUCUGGCAGAAAUUCCUGAGAGCACCCUCACCGGCCGCCGCUGAGCCAUGGCUGAGGGGGAAGUCACCACGUUCACGGCCCUGACCGAGAGGUUCAAUCUGCCUCUGGAGAACUACAAGAAGCCCAAGCUCCUCUACUGCAGCAACGGGGGCCACUUCCUGCGGAUCCUCCCGGACGGCACCGUGGACGGGACAAGGGACAGGAGUGACCAGCACAUUCAGCUGCAGCUCAGUGCGGAGAGCGUGGGGGAGGUGUAUAUAAAGAGCACCGAGAGUGGCCAGUACUUGGCCAUGGACUCCGACGGGCUUCUGUACGGCUCACAAACGCCCAGCGAGGAAUGCCUGUUCCUGGAAAGGCUGGAGGAGAACCAUUACAACACCUACGCGUCCAAGAAGCACGCGGAGAAGAAUUGGUUCGUCGGGCUCAAGAAGAACGGAAGCUGCAAGCGCGGUCCUCGGACUCACUAUGGCCAGAAAGCAAUCUUGUUUCUCCCCCUGCCGGUCUCCUCUGAUUAAAGCGGUCUGCUCUGGGCGCUGACCACUCCAGAGGAGCCUGAAGGGGUCCUCGCCGGCUGACCCCAGAUUGUUCCCUUGACCAUUGGCUGCGCUAACCCCUCCUGGCCCACAGAGCCUGACAUUGUAAGCAACGCGCUUCUAAAAUGCCCCGUUCAUUUUCCUGCAGAGCCCUUUACCCCCAACCAGUUUGGAACAGGGGGGACCAAAUUGCUUUUAGGGGCCAAUUGGCUGGCCAGGCUGGGUCUGGUUUGGAGGUCCACUGGCCUCUGGGCACCUGCUGCAGGCUGAGCCUCUCAAGGCAAAGGUGGGGCCAAAAGAAGUGUGUUCAGGGGGCUGCCGAGCAGGUCCUUUGGUAGCUGCAUCCGGUUCCGUCCACCGAGUAAACCCUGUCCGCAGCAGUUCCCUCAAACAGCGGGCAGGGCUCCCUUCCACCCUUUCGAUCCCCCACGAAUAUUAGAGAGCAGCUGCUGGCUAGGUUAGAGGAUGGCAGCGCCCCUCGAGUAGAAACAGGGAUGAAGAAGUCCUUUCAAGAGAACGGGAGGGAUUACACUGGCAAGGGAAGACUGCGUGCUGGUGGGCGGCUGAGGAGGAAGGGAUCUCAGUGCAGAAUCGAUGAAGGAUGGGGGCUCAGGCACGGGAAAGCCAAUGAACGCGGCGCCUUGAAAGCCCUGACGAAGCCCUGACUUUCCGAAGGUGAUUAGGUGACAGGGAGCCUCUGGGGGAUAUCAGUUGGCCAGCAGGAGAAGUGGGUUCUUGAUUCAAGGGCAUCAGAUGUUGGAAAAUUCAUUUGGGUCCUCGGAGUGGGUGUGGAAGUGAUGAGAAAGAAAGGGAAACGGGGUCGAGGGGUGGUUGUCCUCUGAAGAGGAUGAUUCUAGAAGUGAGAAAGAAAGAGAAAGGGAUGCCAGGAGGUGUGCUUGGCCACCUGGAGGCAGAGGCUUUGGGGUCCCAGGCCAGUGCUCACACACCGUAUGGGGGAGCUUGUUUGAAUGUAGAUUCUGGUUGAUUGGGACUGAGGUGCGGUUUUGGCAUUUCUAACAAGCUCCAGGUGCGUCGAUGCUGCUGCAGACGCCCACCAUACGUUGAGUUGUGGUCCUGGAAGAAUGUCAGUCAAAUGAAGGUGGCUCCACCUUCCCAACCCGGCCCCCUCUCCUCAUCCUUAAAAACACUGCAGCAUUCAGGCUCAUCGGCACAGUGGUGAAGGAGCAGGUAUUUCAGGCGCUUUGGCCCAUUGCCUAUAAAAUGCCCAUUUAGAAGAUAAACAAAAGCAUCCUUCAAAAAUGUUAAACCCGCACCAACAGCUUUUCCCAAGAGACCAUUUGUGUGACCAUUACUUGUAUAAAUAUGCUUCCUGCUUAAAGUAAACCUGACCCAAGUGGCUAGCAAAUUAGAAACACCAUUCAUCUUUGACAUAUGAUACCAUUGCCCUGUUAAUGCCUUUAAUAAGCCAUUUAAAUUUACUGUGAGACUGUAUGUUUUAAUCACAUUUAAAAAUAUAUAGCGCAAAGGCAGUUAAACUGAUUAGCAUCCAGCCAUUGAGAAUGACAAUAAUAAUAGGAUAUGAUGUAUAAGCUACUCAGUUAUCUACCACUUAUACUCCAUUUACCUGUAAAGUGAGGUUUUCCUUUAUUUCCCACCGUGCUGUUAGACAUUUUUCUUUGAAAAAUGGAAAUUUCUUAAGCAACGAUGUGGCAAUUGUGAAUGGAAACUGAUGCGAGUGUUAGCUCAUGUUUUAUAAGGAAUGGAAGGGAUUAUUAAUUGAAAAACAAUUCCGUCAUAUGGGGAAUGGAAGAAAAAAUGACAAUUUGUGAAGGUUCGAGGAGCAGUGGAAUUGAGAACUGAACCAGGUUAAAACGAUUGUGAAUAAUACCAUCUUACGUUUGUGUCUACAGCAAAACGAUUGUGUAAUUUUUUAUUUUUAUUUUUUGUAACUUGGAUAAGAUGAUUCCAUUUCAUAUUAGUAAAUCUUUGCAGGCAAGUUGGGGAUAGCACAGCGUGGCUUAACAUCUAUUUACUAUGAAGAUUUGGCCAGAAAAAAGGUACUCAGAGAGGAAAUCCAAGAUAUUUAUAAUGGUCCAUAACUUCUAAUAUGUGAAUCAAAUUCAAGUGUAACAUUGACAAAGAAAAUGUAAAUGCUGUUGCUAACAGGUGA